Molecule: messenger RNA, 1198 nt
Organism: Patiria miniata (bat star)
Lineage: Eukaryota; Metazoa; Echinodermata; Asteroidea; Valvatida; Asterinidae
Exons: 9
Coding region: 13-1107 (364 amino acids)
Source: RefSeq, a predicted model, not a curated record
GUGUAUGAGCGUAUGAGGAAAGACUUUAAAGAUCGUCAGAUUGAAGUUGUUAUUUCAUAUGGUCACUUCCUUCGGAUAUGGCACUCUGCACUGCCGGAGUUUGUGGUUGGAAAAGUAAGCACUUUCACCAAGUGCAGUAUCUGUACAUCUCUAAAGGAAGAGAGACGGAUGGCCACAACAAACACUGAACGGACGGCUGUCCAGGAAUUGCAAGAUAUGCAUAUCAAGCAUGUCCAGUUGUCCCGCCGUCACUACCACGACAGUAGGGAGCGUGCCAGAUUAAAUCCACAUCUUGAAAACACCAUCAUAAUCGACGGGAUGGACCAAUCCAAAACAAACCUUCCUAGCUUGUUGGUUGAAGACAAGAGCACAAAGCCAAAAGCUCGUCUGCGGACACAUCUUACAGGAGUCCUUUUGCACACAAAUAGUCCAGGAGGUAUGGAGUCCUUUGUGUUUGUGGACAUACUCAAUGUGCCACACGAUAGCAAUCUCAACUUGAACGUAUUGGUGCAGGUUUUACUUCUAGAGGAUAGUCAUGGAAAGCGAGGACAAAAGCUGAAUGUACAGAUGGAUAACUGCUUCCGUGAAAAUAAAAACAGAUACAUUCUUGCAUUCGGACUCCUCUUGGUUGAGUUUGGAAUAUACAGUUCGGUUGAGUUCAACUUCUUACCAGUGGGUCACACUCACGAAGAUGUGGAUCAACUAUUUAGCCGAAUUGCAGAGAAACUACGCCAUAAUGAUGUCUACACUUUAGAAGAACUUCACGAAGUGGUUGAGAAUUCCUACACACCCCGAGUCCUUGUGAGACAACUCUUUGGAUCAGAUUUAUGGGACAUCAAGUCUUGGUUGCUGCCUCAUCUUAAGCCCAUAGGAAACCACUCCAAGCCUCAUCAUUUUCUGUUCAAAAAGGUGAAUGGAGCUGCCAGGAUGUACUAUCGCAUGUGGUGUUGCGAUCCUUGGAGACCGAACAAUGUUGAGGGUCCUGAUGCCGAAAUCGACAUACCCGAUGAGGAGCAGUGUGAAGGACUUAGUCUGUUCAAGAGUAUUCCUGAAGUCACUACUAUACCAACAAGAGUCAUCCCAAGCCUGGAAAAAAAUCGACCCUAACCUGGAAAAUGAUCUGAAGGCAUUUGGGAGAAGAAUGCCACAGGAUGCUCAUGAGUGGUGGCACAGGUUCUUCACACAAAUUGACAAAUUC